UUUAUGUCAAUAAUUUAACUUGCCAAUUUGUCAUUUGUCAUCUUAUUUUUAGUUUAAAAUUCAUGAUAAAAAUUUGUUGUACAUAGCUGCUAGUAAUUAAAGUAAAAGUGGGUAAAUAUUAAUUUUUCAUUAAGUCAGAAUUUACUGACAAUUUUCUACAUAAAAACCAAAAAAGGGGCGGGUACAAGGGGCGUUUAGAUUUAGAAGUCUUGCAAAUUAUGGCUGAGGAUAAACUUGAUCCACCCCCUUUUUUUGAAAAUGUUAAUAUUAACAACGGAGACAAGGAAGAAGACCUUUUUGUUUCUGCUAGACAAGGUCCAGUGGAAAAUAGUACUCACCAUGUAACAAAUGGUGAUAGCAACGAUGCAGACAUUUCACAUUUAAAAAUGUCCGAGUCUAAGGCUGAAUUGGAAACCAUACCGAUCAGUCAUGAACCUGAUUCUUUAGAGGCGGCUGAGUUGGAAGGUAGAGAUGAAUUUCUAGAAAUAUCAAUUGGAGAUACUCAAAAAGUGGGUGAAGGUAUGGGUGCCUAUGUUGCUUACAGAGUAACAACCAGAACUAAUAUGCCAAUAUUCAAGAGGACAAAUUUUACCGUUACUAGAAGAUUUAGUGAUUUUCUUGGUCUUCAUGAUAAGCUCACUGAGAAAUAUUUAAAAGUUGGGAGAAUCAUUCCACCUGCACCUGAAAAGAGUGUGAUAGGAAUGACUAAAAUUAAAAUGGGUAGUAGCACAGAAGGCAAUCAAAACAAUGGCAGUGAUUUCGUAGAAAGAAGGAAAGCUUCCUUAGAGAGGUAUCUGCGCAGAACAGCUCAACAUCCUGUACUUAUAAUGGAUCCUGAUUUUAGAGAGUUUUUAGAAUAUGAUAUUGAAUUGCCGAAAGCUACAAGUACUUCUGCUCUGAGUAGUGCAGGUGUUAUGAGGUUGUUCAACAAAGUAGGAGAAACUGUUAAUAAAAUAACAUAUAAAAUGGAUGAAUCUGAUCCAUGGUUUGAAGAAAAGCUAGCUCACAUUGAAGCAUUGGAAACCCAGCUAAGAAAACUCCAUACCAACGUAGAAGCCAUGGUCACUUACAGAAAGGAACUGGCGGCUUUAACUAACGGAGUUUCCCGAUCUGCCGCUUUGUUAAGCGCCUGUGAAGACCACAACUCCCUAUCCAGAGCUUUAGCUCAGUUAGCAGACACUGAGGAAAAAGUUGAAUCUCUCCAUUUGGAACAAGCAAAUACGGAUUUCUACAUUCUCUGCGAACUACUAAAGGAUUAUUUGGGACUGUUGGGUGCAGUGAGAGAUGCUUUUCAUGAGCGUACUAAACUGUUCCAGCACUGGCAACAUUCUGAACAAAUGUUGGCCAAAAAACGUGAAGCCAAAGCCAAAUUCGAAUUGCAGAACAGAACUGACAAGUUGGAUCAAGCGAAUGUGGAAGUAAUAGAGUGGGAAUCAAAAGUUGAACGAGGACAGGAGAGUUUUGAAAAAAUAUCGCAAAUGAUAAAAAAAGAGAUGGAAAGGUUUGAGAAAUGCAGAAUUCAAGAUUUUAAAGUUAUGUUUAUAAAAUAUCUGGAAAAUCAUUUAGAACAUCAAGCUCAGCUUGUGAAAUAUUGGGAAGCUUUCUUGCCAGAAGCCAAAGCGAUUGCCUGACUAGAGGACAUCUGCAAAGAAUAGCAGCACCUACAUUCCUACUGGCGGUUCCCGGAGAUGUAAUUGUACCAUACAAAAUCCCACUGAUAAUCAAUUGUUUGAAUCCAAAUACCAAAAAGGAAAAAAUCAUUUAAAUCAAAUUUAGUCUUGUUACAAUUCUGAAUGUUAUUUAUGUGGACUGGCCUUUAAUUAGUAUUAGAUUCAUUCCCCAUUAUGUCGAAUCGUAAAUUAUACAUAAAUAGUACUUUUUUAAAAAGUAACUUGGCUGUACAGUAAAAGCUUCUGCAAUAUAAAUAAGUGCAAAGUUCAUUGGAACUAUAGAAAUUUUCUGGUAGACAAGUGUUCCUAUGUGUAGUUUUUUAUUUUAGUGGUAAAUCGGUUUUUUCUAAGUAAAGUAAAACAUUGGGGAAACAACAGGGGCAAUCCUUCCGAUAAUUAUAAAGCAAAAAUAUAAUGUGGACAUAAUAUACUUGGGUAGAACUGAGUGCUCCAAACCAUCAAAUUUAUUAUCUUGCAUAUUUAAUUCUUUGCUAAGAGCAUCUACAUAAAAGUUAUAACACAGUAUCUAAAAGUGUCUUUGAAAGUAUUGUUAAAUAUUUUAGUUGUAAAAUUUUAACUUCAAAAUUACCUCUUUUAGAACUUACUUAGAAAUCAUCCUGUAUAAAUGUGCUUUUUUCAAUAUACUGUAAAAUGACAGUCAAAUUACUUUAUUAUAUGCAAUUAUAUAUAAGCUUAAAGCCUUUUGAAUAGAUAUAUAUUAAAUAAACUUAUGUAUA
Molecule: messenger RNA, 2407 nt
Organism: Sitophilus oryzae (rice weevil)
Lineage: Eukaryota; Metazoa; Arthropoda; Insecta; Coleoptera; Curculionidae
Gene: Snx1
Product: sorting nexin-2
Exons: 9
Coding region: 219-1631 (470 amino acids)
Biological process (GO): early endosome to Golgi transport
Cellular component (GO): endosome membrane; endosome
Molecular function (GO): phosphatidylinositol binding
Source: RefSeq, a predicted model, not a curated record